This is a messenger RNA of Paramecium tetraurelia, 2022 nucleotides long. RefSeq lists its product as uncharacterized. The transcript is spliced from 5 exons. The record is from RefSeq and is a predicted model, not a curated record. NCBI's taxonomy places the organism in Eukaryota, Ciliophora, Oligohymenophorea, Peniculida, Parameciidae.
AUGAGAAAGUCAAGUUCCCAAAGUGCUGUUUUAAGCACUAUGUAGAAUCAAAGAUUUUACUGCGGGUAAAAAUUAAAGAGCCCCAAUAAGGAAUUCCUAAAAAGCAAUCGAAGUGAAGUUUCAGUCUCAGAAUAGUAAGACAGUAAGUCCAGAGCGAAUACAUUAUUUGAAAAAAUUAAAGCUUAAAAUGCGAAUAUUCACAGAUCAGAGAACAACCUUUUUUUAAAAGUGGAAGGUGCAAUCUUAGAAUUGUAUAAUUAAUAUGAGCAAAAUUAUUAAGGACUUGGUUCACUUGGCAGAAUUAAAACUGUUUAAGAAAAUUUAUCAGUGGAAUUCAAAAAAUAAAAUGAUUAACUAAUAAAGACAUUUGAUGGUUUAAAGUUAUCAGACUUAGAUCAAAAUGGAGUUAAUCAAAUUUAAAUUGAUAGAUACUAAUUUUAUUAUUUCAGGUUAAGAAUUUUAGAAAAGCCUACACCAAUUCACAUUCACUUACAACUACCAGAAUCAUUAUCAUUUUUAUUAUUUAAAUUGAUGCUGUCUGUUAAAAUUGAAUUCCCAACUAAAUUCAAUGCAGAUUAAAUAAUCUAAAGUAAUUAUGCAAAAGUCUAUUCAAGUAAUCCUCAAGCACAUUAUUUCAAAGAAGAAUUCCUUUAUCUAACCUUCUAUUCUCAUAUUGAUUUUAUCUUAAAGAUAUCAGUGCAUUUCGGAUAAUUGAAUACUGAAAAAACCCCCUCUCGUUAAAAUAAUUCAAGAUCACCUCAAUUUAAGAUGGUCCUAAGCGAAAAUGCAAAACUUAUCUAGACUCCCGAUAGAAGAAGGGAGAAGAAGGGGUUCUCUCAAAUCAGAUCAAACAUCUAUUAAUCUUCUAUCGAAAAAGAAACAGAAUGCAGUAGAGUUUAAACUGAAAAUUCAGAUAAAAGAAAAUUUAUUAAAAUACAACCAGUUUAAUCUAAAUUAAGCACUCUAUUAACAAUGAUAGGCAAAGAAUUUUAAGGUAUGACAAAAGAGGAGAGAUUAAAAAAGAUUGAAGAACACUAAAACCAAAAAAGAAAAGAAUUGCAUUAAGAUUACCUUAAUAAACAAAAAACAUUCUUGUAAGAAUUAGAAAAAAGAAAACUACAAAUAGAAAACCAUUCCAAAUUAAAAAGACAAAAAAUUGAAUUAGUAUAGUAAAAUAAAAAAAAUUACUAGACUGAAAGAUAAUAAUCUAUAAGAACUAGAUUGCUCCUAUAGGAGUAGAUAUCUUAAUUUAGAGAGAUAGAACGUUCUUUUAGUAUUAGAAAAGCUUAUGCAUAUAAGGUAUCACUAAGUUGGGGUAGAAUAAUAAAGUAUAUCCUUUUUAUUGAUACACUGUAUAAUGUGAUAAAAGAGAGCAAAAGAAAAUCUUAAGUUUAAGCAAGAGGCAAAUUAUUGGUUUGGACCAUUAAGACUAAAGCAUUAAUUUCAGCAAAGGAAUAUGGUUUUUCAACUAAGGAAAGAACAAUAACUAAGUCUUGUAUUGCUUUGAAAAUGAUAGCCAUCAAUUUAAGAAAAAAGAUUAAACAAAAAUCACAUUUAAUUUUGACCAGAUAUCUACUUUAAAUGAGAUUGGCAGUCACUAUAGUUUCUUAACAUGACAAGACUUUAAAAAAAAUAAUUUAGAUUCAAAGGAAUUUUAGAAGCUUGAAACAAAAGAAAUUGACUUUCAGAGAUAAAUUCAUCAAACUAAUAAAAGAUAACAUUAAUUAAACUAUUGAUGAACUCUAAAGAUAACAAGGGAAAAAAACCUUUUAUGAUAUCAACGAUAAACCUGUAUAAUAAAUGGAUAUUAUCUGCAUAAACUAGUUGAUUGACGAAUACUCAAAAUAGAAAAAGUAGAUAUGGUAUGAAUAUAUUAAUAACAAAUUCUUUGAAAAGGAUUUCCAUAAGAAAAUGAAAGAUUUUUCAAUCAAUUUGAAAGAACCGUAAUUGUAUGAACUUCCUAAAAGAAAGGAAUUGAUAUAAAUAAUUGAGAAAUACGGUAAGAUUAAAAAAUUACUCUGA